Cheilinus undulatus (humphead wrasse) is the source of this 1849-nucleotide messenger RNA. RefSeq names its product legumain (gene lgmn). The transcript is spliced from 14 exons. Bases 110 to 1411 code for a protein of 433 amino acids. Lineage: Eukaryota; Metazoa; Chordata; Actinopteri; Labriformes; Labridae. The record is from RefSeq and is a predicted model, not a curated record. Gene Ontology annotation, biological process: vacuolar protein processing. Gene Ontology annotation, molecular function: cysteine-type endopeptidase activity.
GUCACAUAUAAACGUCCCACUGGCCGUGACUGAGGAUGUACAUGUAGGAGCUUCACUGUCGUCUGCGUCACAUACUACAACUUAAAGAAGGGCUAACACAGAAGCCGACAUGUUUAAGUUGGUGUUCCUGCUGCUCGGCCUCAGUCUCGGGCUGUUAAAGGCUUUCCCCACCGUGGACACAGACAGUGGGAAGAACUGGGUACUCAUCGUGGCUGGCUCCAACGGCUGGUACAACUACAGACACCAGGCUGAUGCUUGCCAUGCCUACCAGAUUGUCCACAAGAAUGGCAUCCCAGAUGAGCAGAUUGUGGUCAUGAUGUACGAUGACUUGGCAGAGAAUGAGGACAACCCCACCCCUGGCAUUCUGAUCAAUAGACCCAAUGGCUCUGACGUGUACAAAGGCGUUCCUAAAGAUUACACCGGGGACGAUGUGACUCCAGAAAACUUCCUGGCCGUGCUGAAGGGUGACUCUGCUAGUGUCAAAGGCGGCUCAGGAAAAGUUAUCAAGAGUGGCCCCAAAGAUCACGUGUUUGUCUACUUCACUGACCACGGAGCCCCUGGUAUCCUCGCCUUCCCCAAUGAUGAUCUCAAUGUGGAAGACCUGCAGGCUGCCAUUAAAUACAUGCAUGACAACAAGAAAUACAAGAGGAUGGUGUUCUACAUUGAGGCAUGCGAGUCCGGUUCAAUGAUGACCAACCUGCCCACUGACAUCGACGUGUACGCCACCACAGCAGCCAACAGCCACGAGUCUUCUUACGCCUGUUACUACGACGAGAAGAGGGACACGUACCUGGGAGACUGGUACAGCGUUAACUGGAUGGAGGACUCUGAUGUUGAGGAUCUGACCAAAGAAACUUUGAUGAGGCAGUUCAAGAUCGUGAAGAGCCACACAAACACCAGCCAUGUCCAGCAGUAUGGAAACAAGACGAUGGCCCACAUGAAGGUUAUAGCCUUCCAGGGUAACCCCAAGAAAACCAGCCAGCCCGCUCCUCUGACCCUGCAGCCCAUUACUGACCCUGACCUGACCCCAAGCCCUGACGUCCCCCUGGCCAUCCUCAAGAGGAAGAUGAUGGCAUCCAAUGACAUCAGAGUAGCACAGGGACUUCUGGCUGAGAUCAACGCCCACCUGAAGGUCAGAGAGAUGAUGGCCGAGUCGAUGCGCAGAAUCGUCGAGGCAGUCACCGGCAACAAGCUGAAGGCCGCGGAGGUUCUGAACGAGCACAAAGAUCUCACCCAGCAUGACUGCUACAACCCUGCAAUGACUCACUACAAAUACACCUGCUUCAACUGGCACAAGACGGAGUAUGAAUACGCUCUGAGACAUCUGUACGCUCUGGUCAACCUGUGUGAGAGAGGAUACUCCACUGAGCGCAUCCAGGUGGUCAUGGACGCUGUGUGCCAGAGAGUGUGAAGGACGUUCUGCAAACUCAUCGAAGUCUUAUACCAAACUACUUCUUCUUCCAUGCAGGAAGGGUUGAGGAGACGAGAAGCUCCUCUUUGCACUGCUUAGGAAUCAAUCUGACGUGGAGUUGACGUUAUUUUAUCAACACACUAACACUUUUUUUUUUUUUAACAGUGAUGUUUUUGUGAUUUUACUGAGAAUUUUUAACUUGUUUUAUGAUGAGAUGCACUUUUGCUGUGAGAGUUUUGGAUAUUUUUCUGCUUCUGAUUGUUUUUAGGACACAAUGAUAGAACUGUGUUGUUGUACGUUUGUUUUGCUCUCAGCUUUACUCGUGGUGUGGCUGCAUGAAUGCUUCAUGUAAAGGACAUACCGCUGAACAGUGAAUGUUAAAACCUCAAGACACAUAAACAGGGAUCUUGAAAUAAAUCUGACCAAAACUCCUAAAAA